UUACCAUAAAUAUAGCGACCCCUUGAAAAUGACAAAAACUAACUAUUCGAGCAACACUGUUUAAGUUGCUAUGCUCUAGUUACCAAGGAGCAACACAAUAAAUAAACAAACAGUUUGAAAUAGUUGUGGAAUAAUUCCACCGUUUUGAAUUUUUGUGUCUUUUCCUCUAAUUAAGUGAAUUCCGGAGAGAUAUUAAAUAAUGUGGAUCAUCAUCAAUGAAAAUUAUGAUAAAGUUGAGUGCAGGUUACCAAUGCACGGCCACGGCCUCACUGCCCGCCGGUCUUCGUUUCAUCGGACCUCGCGGCAGCCGCCUCACCACCAGCAGAACGAUGUUAUCGUCCCGCGAGCACCCGCGGCUCUUCACCAACAACCACAGCACUGACAGCCACAAUCGCCCGAGAUUCAGCGCAUCACUGUGUGCCAUCCGCGGGGGAGGACCCCCCGGGAUGUUGACCACGGCACCACCCUCCAACAAUACAGCCUCGCCAACCGGAACCCGGCGACCGAUCUACACCCAUCCGAUACAGGACACCACCCUUACGAACCAUCCGUCAGCUGAUGUCCCACUGGAAUGCCGACCAGGACCUCCCCGCGGCCGAAGCGGAAACCGACCAGGACCGAACUACAAGAAUACCCCUCAUGAAAUGUAUACAAAAUUGUAAAUUGUAAUGUACCACUGUAAA
Malaya genurostris is the source of this 683-nucleotide messenger RNA. RefSeq lists its product as uncharacterized. The transcript is spliced from 2 exons. Bases 216 to 662 code for a protein of 148 amino acids. The record is from RefSeq and is a predicted model, not a curated record. Lineage: Eukaryota; Metazoa; Arthropoda; Insecta; Diptera; Culicidae.